Messenger RNA from Heteronotia binoei (common prickly gecko), 2604 nucleotides. RefSeq names its product proto-oncogene FRAT1-like. Lineage: Eukaryota; Metazoa; Chordata; Lepidosauria; Squamata; Gekkonidae. The record is from RefSeq and is a predicted model, not a curated record. The coding region runs from base 134 to 1129 and encodes 331 amino acids. Gene Ontology annotation, cellular component: cytoplasm. The transcript has a single exon.
UGAAAAAUCGGGCGAGCUCAUCGGAAGGCGCAGACAGGAGGGGAGAAGAAGAGAAAGAGGUGAGUUUUUUACUAUAAUCCGCGGCAUGGUUUCGCAGGCCGACUCUAAAUGAGCGUUAUAAGAGCAAAACUGGAUGGGGUUGGAGGAGCCAGUGUCAGGGAGCGGGUCACAACGUUUUGUAACCGAGCCUUUCUUCUCCUCGUCCCCCCUACUUUUUCUGCCUGCAGUGGAGUGCGCGCGGCGAGGACGUCACCCAUUGUUUACAAACCAACCGCAGCACCGACGACAGUGUUUGGGGAGCGAGUGCGCCAGAGAGGUAGCAGGAGGGAGGCUUGGUUGGCAGCUGCGGACGCCGGCGCCGCAGAAGCAGGGCAGGAGGAGCUACGGUUGCCGAGCCCGAGCUGAAAGAGGGAAGAUCGGAGUAGCUGCGAUGCCUUGCCGGCGGACAGGCGGGGAGCGCUUCCUGCUGCUUGAGCGCACCGUGUCUUUGCAGAGCAGCCCCGUCGGGGGAAGCAUCGGCUCCAAGGAGGUGGACGCUCUGGUGGCCAAGCUGGGCGAGGUGCUGCAAUUGAGCGCCCAGCACCGGACUCCGCCUCCCCGGCUCCCCAAGCACCACGGCCGGGACCGAGCGGCCCCUUACUCGGCUCCGAGGGGGCUUGGCUUCUUAGCUUCGCUGCACCGACAGCCGCCUCAUCAGCGCCCUCCGCCGUCCUUGCUGCUCUUGCCGCCGCCGCCUCCUCCUCCGCCGUCGUCCACGGACAAGAAAGGCAGCCCUCGGGUCGCCAAGCAGCUGUGUGGCCGAGGCUGGUUGAGGAGCGCCGCCCGGGCUGGAGGCAAGAAGCCGCGGCGGCAUCCUCUGCUGCCCGCGGGGGACGACGACGAAGAAGAGGACCCGCACCGGCUCCUUCAGCAGCUCAUCCUCUCCGGCAACCUCAUCAAGGAAGCUGUCCGACGUUUGCAGCUGGCGGCCUCGACGGCGGUGGGGGAGUCUAACACCAACACCACGGGCUCGCCGAGCUCCGCCUCAUCCGCGGGGAGCUGCCAUAGCAGUAGCGGCGAAGGGGACUCUGCUGCUCCACCGGCGACCACCGCAGCAUUCGCAGUCUCUUCUUUGCAGCCUCUGCCCUAGCCCCUUCGGGGAUGCAUCCACCCCACCCCAGAUCCCCCACCUCUUUUUUUCCCGCAGCCAAGUCAUGGGGGAGCCCAUGGAAGAGACUCUAUUCCCCCCACACCCUGCACACACACACGACGGACGAGGCGCGACUGCAAAUCGCCGGCGACCGGUUAUCAAGGCAACGCCGUAUACUUGAAGCAGACUCUGCUAGGAAGUAGUUCUUUGUCGCUUGUUGUCACGGAGGGAGCCGCGGGCCGGGCUGCCGCUCUCUUUCUGUUAAGCAAUCGUGGUGCUACACAGCCCUGGACGGCAGCCUUCCACUUCUCCUCAGAAGUCCAAACGACCUGCAUCGGCCUCUUGCACCAGGAUCUACACUUGUCCGGACAACUUAAUGCGGCCCUCCCCCCGCAUAGUCUGCUAUUUAGGGAGGUUGGGAAGCGCAAGAAGGGACCAUCCCGCAUGGCAUUGUCUUAUGUGGAAUUCUUUUCACUUGCACAGCUGUGUGUUGCUGUGGGGGUGGGGUGGGGUGGGGGAGAAAAGCCAAGAGGCAUGUAAGGUGUUGGGGUUGAAUUGGAAGGGAGGGGGGAGAUUUGUACACUACUGGAUGCAAAUAGGAAAAAAGGUUUGAAGAGCCGCAGUUCUCUUGCCAAGGUCACCCUUUACCUCGACCGUCCAGGUUGUUUAUACUUGCUGUGCUCCCUGGUUGGUGGAGAGUGUAAUCCUAUCCCAGUUUGUUUUGACUGGGCUGUGUACGAACCCUGUGUUUUGUAACUGCUGGGAGUCUCCUGAGGACUUCCACGCUGCCAGAUCCAAAUUGUUGUUGUGCUCUCCCCCCCCCCACCUUCUUUCCAAGAGCUCCUCCUCUUUAUAUAAGCAGGAUUCUCAGAAACAGGGUCGUGUUACAGCGGUCUUUCUAAGAAAUCUCCAUGCACCCCACCCCCCUUGGCUUGCUCUGCUUUGCCAGCCUUGGCAGCUCCCUGGAGCUCUUUUUCCCCAGCCAAAGAGUAUCAGGUUUUUCUCUGUAUCCCCUUCUCUGAUUCCCACACUGCCAGCCAUUUCCCUUGUGAGCCAAUCUCUCUUGCACAGAAGAAAAUCUGCCUGUGUCUUUGAUGGUCUUACGAGAUCAUUUGCAAUAAGUCCAAAUUACUCUUCUGAGACUUUCCCUUUCAUUCUUACACAGACCUUUUGUUUUUAGUGGCUGUCUAAAAACAGCUUAAAAUGUGAAUAUCGAAACUGGAAAGCAGCUGAUUUUAACAAAAAUGUAGUGGCAAUGAAGAGGCACAUUGUUCACAGAAGGUAGCUAAAAUAAGCUUUUUUUUAUUAAAAAGCAAACACAUGCAGAGAACUCAAUGGCUCAAUCAGCAGAAGCAGCUGUUGAUAAAAUAAUACACUUCGUAACGGAGUGUUCAAGUGUUUGUUCCUGGUUUUCAGGGUUUGUCUUUAAAUAUGUCUGUACUGAAUAAAUGUAGUAGACUUUUUAUACAAAAAAA